Molecule: messenger RNA, 642 nt
Organism: Telopea speciosissima
Lineage: Eukaryota; Viridiplantae; Streptophyta; Magnoliopsida; Proteales; Proteaceae
Exons: 1
Coding region: 80-574 (164 amino acids)
Source: RefSeq, a predicted model, not a curated record
UACUGUACUACCUUAAUUUCCUUCUCACUCUCUUCUUUGAGACUUGAGAGACUUAAAAGAAGAGAGUGAGAAAAGAAGCAUGAAGAAUAGCAUCAGAUGCUGCAUCUCUUGCAUUCUUCCAUGUGGAGCUCUUGAUGUUAUCAGAGUGAUACAUUCAAAUGGACAUGUUGAAGAAUUCAGCCACACAAUUCGAGCCAGUGAGGUAAUGAAGGCAAAUCCAAAGCAUGUGUUGAGGAAACAAUCCUCUCCAUCUGAGACUGACAAUGGUGUUGUUCCAAAGAUUGUGAUUGUACCACCAGAUGCAGAGCUUCAACGUGGGAAGAUUUACUUCCUCAUGCCUGUAUCUUCGCUACCGGAGAAGAACCCAUCGGGAUCGACAGCAAGACGGAGGAGGAGAAGAGAACAGGACAGCAAUGGAAGUUCCAUUUCAAUGACAAAACUACUUAUUUCUGAGCAGUACUUGAGUGAGAUCCUUUCUGAAAAGAUAUCCACACAAAGGGAUCGAAGGCGAGGGCGUGUUGGUGUCUGGAGACCCCAUUUGGAGAGCAUAUCGGAGACUCCAUCUGAUCUUUAAGAAUUAGUACUUUUUGAAUCUCUUUGUAUAUAAACAUCAGAUAUCAUAUUGGUUCUGUUUUAAGUUUU